Molecule: messenger RNA, 1118 nt
Organism: Trypanosoma cruzi
Lineage: Eukaryota; Euglenozoa; Kinetoplastea; Trypanosomatida; Trypanosomatidae
Exons: 1
Source: RefSeq, a predicted model, not a curated record
AUGGAGGUUCCUAUCUUCUCUCCCCACGGUUAUACCGGCUAUGCGAAAAAGGUCUUUAGUGAAGACUGCUAUGUGUACGGCCCAACGACAGAGCAUUGCGAAAUUUUAUUAUCGAAUGUUGAUGAAGAUGUCUCGCUCCACAUCGAUGGAGGCACGCCCACCACGGUAUACGCCAAUGAUGUCGCUCUCUUGGAUAGCUGGAUGAUGACGCCUGUGUUAAUCUCGUCGUCAGGAUUUGUAACUAUCCGACGUGUUCAGGCUACCGGAGGCAAGGGCGCAGCGUCCUCCAGAGGCUCUGGUGUGUUGCCACCCGUUACCACUCGAGGAGGCAGUGGGAAUUACGGGGAGCUAUCGUUCCACUCCACUGCUACUUCACCGAUGGGGGUUGCCUCAUCACCGGUUGUGGCUCCUUCCUUGCCUCUCGGUGUCCUCGCCCCCAUGACGCCGGUUAUCACCUGCAGGGUGAGCACCAAGUGCUGGCCCAGGGUGUUUCCCCACGGAGAUAAUAACACCGAUGCGCAGCUCAUGCAGUAUUUUAGGGAAGCCGUGGUGGUUUCUGUGAAAACGAUGCGUCUACUUGGCGUGGAGGAGGGCUCCAUGGUUCAAGUUGAUUUUCACAGUGAAGCAUCAGUGCUGGCGGCGUCAAAGGUUGUCUUUUCACUGACCUCGGACUUCGUUGGUGAGGAGUUUUCCUUUGAAAGUUGCCUGCGCCACUUUAUUGCCCCCUUUUUUCUUCAACGAUGCCGUGCCAUCAGUGUCGGGGAAGAAUUUGAAUUCAAGAACCAUGAUUACGGCCAGCUGCACGUCACGGUGGUGGCUAUUGAAGACGGACUGUUGAAGUGUGGGCUAGUGCUAGAUUCCACGUGCAUUCGUCUGGUUGCUCAGCCCGAGGCACCGCCGAAGCUUCAAGGCCAUGGCAGCGGUCGCGUGUCAGAGAGCAGCACUCCACGAAUGCGUGUUCCCUCUGCUCGCAAGAGUUCGGGCUCUCUGAGGGGGUCUUCCUUGCCGCGGAACAGCCAUUCCCGUAUGUCAGAGGCAUCGCCUCGUCCAAAGCUUCCGCCUGGCGCGCGUUCCCCCACAUCCGGGAAGCCUCCCCCCAUCAUGGGAGGGCCACCACG